Messenger RNA from Colias croceus (clouded yellow), 1787 nucleotides. Its product is annotated as golgin-45. Gene Ontology annotation, biological process: Golgi organization; Golgi to plasma membrane protein transport. The record is from RefSeq and is a predicted model, not a curated record. The transcript is spliced from 6 exons. The coding region runs from base 155 to 1399 and encodes 414 amino acids. Gene Ontology annotation, cellular component: Golgi membrane. Lineage: Eukaryota; Metazoa; Arthropoda; Insecta; Lepidoptera; Pieridae.
GUCAACGCUCAACGUCAAACAUGACAAGUAAACAGUAAACGUAUGCCAAAAUUCGCGUAAAUAACUAAAUAAUUUAUGUUUAACCCAUUUAAUAAUUGUUUGUAUCUUUAAUAAUAUUCCAAAAUAUUCUUGAAAUAUACUGCAACCACUCAAUAUGGACUCCAUCACCCCAUUUAAUGACAUUAUCAUGGGGAAAGCAAGAACAGCAGGUGAUGGUAUGGAAUCUGAAGAAAAAAUCACGGAAACGAAGCAAAAAGUUGAUGUUAAGCCUAUUCAAAUAGUGAAAAAAAAAGAAUCACUCUCUGGAGGACGACUUAUCCAAGUAUAUGCAACGAAAGUCUUUUCAACAGAAAAGAAAACCCAUAUUUAUUCCAAGAACCCAAAAUUUGUGCCAUAUGAGCCUUAUCCUGCAGCUGUUAAACCAAUGAACCCAAAGACAGUUUCGAAAAGCACAAAGAAGUCAAGAAAUCAUAUGGACAUAAACACUCUUGUGUCUCAGAUGUCACAAAUGAACACAAAUUUAAACGAGUUUAAGCCAAGAUUGAAGCACAUGACAAGCAGUGACAAAGCCAAUCAGAAUAAAACACAUGAUGAUGAAAUGCAGAAAAAGAUUGAUGCAUUAACAAAAGAGAAUGAGAGUUUGAAUGAGCAGUUAAGGCAGCAAGUUCAGGUAAAUAAGGAAUUGAAAACUAUGCUGGUAGCGUCAAUGGGUGAGGAUUUGGAGACGCAAGUGCAAUCAUUAAAUGAAGAUAAGAAACACUUGGCCAAUGCUUUAAUUAAUUCAGCACAACAUCUAUCUACACAUCAGGAACAGACUGAAUGGCUUGCUGGUCAGUGUGAAGUAUGGAGAAGCAAAUUUUUAGCUAGCAGUUUGCUGAUAGAAGAGUUAGCAGCAUGCAAGAAGAUACUAAAUGAGAAAACUGCUAAUUUACAACAAGCAAUCAAACAAUUACUAGACGAACGAUGCAGGGUGCGAGACAUGAUGCUGUGCACAUAUAAAAACUUAUACAGCCUCCAUGAAAGGUGGUUAGAGAACAUAGCAGUUUCAGAAUAUAUGGGGAGUAAGAAGUUAUGUAACAGGCCAAUCGGUAACCUUAACUUCAGUGCGACUAUACCUCACUCAACAAAUGUAUUGGACGUGGCAUUAGUGAACAUGAAGCUGGCUGAAAAUAUAAGCAGCGAUGUAUGUAAGCAGGAUAUUGGACAUUUGGAUAACCUAGCCAGUGUUACGGAUGGAGAGAAGUUUGCAGAACAGGUAAUGGCAAUGCCAAUAGAUGUGAAGCGCCUUAACGAAGAACCGGUGAACGCGCUCGUGCACCACGCGUACAGUAAUAGUGGCAACGUCGCACCGCCGGUCGCGUCAUGCGUACAUUGUAACGGGAAAGUGCAGUUGUUGUAAAUUGUGGAAAAUGCUUGUAAAUAAAAGAAAAAAAAUGUUUAUUUUGUAAAUAUGUAUAACAAUAAAAUAUUAAAUAUUUUAUAAUCAACUCAGAUUUAAUACAGUAAUAUUAUGUACAUUUUCAUUUUUCAAAUUCAUACUUAUGAAAAAUAUAAUUCAUGUCGAGUCAAUGAUGUUAUAAAUAAAAAGAUGUAGAAUGUAGGUAGUUUAUUAGAACUCUGGAAGUCGGUUGUCUCUUUCACUCACGAUAGUUGAAUCGUGCCAUCUUACUUUGACGUCUAAUCGUAUACGUACGAUAUUUUGUAAGAUAUUUUGGCGUUUUUGAAUAUCGAAUGUUUUGUGAGUAACUUAUUUACCAACACCUUUUUACUAUCAUCAUUGAUGUGGA